Debaryomyces fabryi is the source of this 1290-nucleotide messenger RNA. RefSeq lists its product as uncharacterized. Bases 1 to 1290 code for a protein of 429 amino acids. The record is from RefSeq and is a predicted model, not a curated record. Lineage: Eukaryota; Fungi; Ascomycota; Pichiomycetes; Serinales; Debaryomycetaceae. The transcript has a single exon.
AUGCUCCAAAAAUUAUCUAGGAAGCACAUAGUGCUUGACUUGGUUCGGCGCUACGGUGUUGAGAAUCAAAGAUUGCAAAGCAUAAGAUCAACUACUACUAUCACAAGAUCAACAGGUUUACCAAGUGAAAGUUUUCCUAUUUAUAAUUCAUUCUUGGAGGAUUUAAAAAACAGAAAGGAUAUUCCUGGGAGAAAUGCCCUUUAUAACAAGUCAUUUUCAGAGAUAAAUGGAGAUUUAUUGAAUACGAUUUCGAGAGAAGAAACGCAAGAGGUUGCAUGGUCAUCCCAAUAUGACCCGGUAUCAAGAUCGCCGUUUGCAAAAGAUGUUGUCCAUUUACAAUCGCUUUUGGAUGCAUUAUUGUCGAGUAAGAACUUUGAUAGGGCCGAUAAGAUAUUGAAAGCAAUUUAUCCGCUCUUAUCAUCGCAAGAGAACUUUAUAUUUUCGCUCAAUAAGUACUUAGAAGCAUGGUCCUUUGAAAGCUCCACAUCGAUAAUAGAAAUGGAGAACUACUUGGAUAGUAUCCAACACCAAUUUAAAGAUGUGGUUCCAAAUGAUAGAACAUAUGCCAUCUUGAUUUCAAAAGCCAUAGAUGACGAAAAAACCUGCAUGUCAUACAUCUCUAGAAUAAAGUCUAACACAUCGAUGAUAAGAAAGGUCUUUACUCAUAUAGAUAUCAUUGGUGUAGACGGUUUGAUGAAAAUUUUUAAAGAUCCAUCCAUUACUGAAAAUCUUAUUCCGAAGGAUCUCUGUCCCUUAUUUGCACAAGUGAGAAAGCUAGACGGUAGCGGCAACAUGAAUGACGCCUAUUCCGAGGAGAAUGUUCCUGAAUAUUUUAAAGAUACUGAACUGAGCGUGCCAAUUGUUGAAAAGGACUCUGAUUCUUUAAAAGCCGUCGAUUCGUUUGGUUUGAAAGUUAUUAGGCAUACACUUUUGGGGUUGAAGACCGAUAAUAACUCACCAGUGCUAGAAGAGUUUAUUAAUAAUAUUGAAAGUGAAAUGAGUAACCAUGUCUUGCAUAACACCUCGAACCAAGAGAAGAAAGAUUAUUUUGCUGUUUAUAAGUGCUUAAAAACUGACGAACAAAGAGAGAAAUUCAAUGAAGCCUUAGAUUUAUUUAACGAGGGAAGACAGAGACAGUUAGAAUUGAGAGGUGUUGACGGAGCUAAAGAAAAAUGGAAGCAUGAAUUCGAAGAUAUGCAGAAAAGAGGUGCAAUUAAUCUUCAUAAGAGUCUAAACGUACAAUUAUUCAAUGGUAUUCUGAUUUAUUGCCAUAUGUUGAAGAAGAAGUGA